Molecule: messenger RNA, 879 nt
Organism: Nematocida homosporus
Lineage: Eukaryota; Fungi; Microsporidia
Exons: 1
Coding region: 1-879 (292 amino acids)
Source: RefSeq, a predicted model, not a curated record
AUGAAGGAAUUUCGGAUUCAACUCUUAACCGUUGAUAAGCAAAAAGAAGAAUUAGUUAGAUUUGUCUAUCUGCCAAGUACCGGGGCCAAUUUGGUUAGCGAUGUGCUUGAUCAAAUAAACAGAGUAUACCUUCCUUAUUUAGGUAUCUCCUCCCAUGUAGCCUAUCUAGCUGAUAGUCGUGGUUAUAUCUUUGUGGCUACUAUGCCAAUAGAAAGACUGCGCAGUAAAAAGAUGGUUCUGCGUGGAUAUUUAUGUUCGGGGCAAUGUCCAAGAUGUUCUGGCUCCGGAGAAAAGGCCUCUAAACCACUCAGCCCAGUUUCUCAAAACAAAAGAGAGAUACCGAUAGGCAAAAAGCAACCCAAGCCAUCAACACGUGACGAAGUGAGCGAGGAAGUAAGUGAAGAAGUGAGUGAAGAAGUGAGUGAGGAGGUAACUUUAGUGGCACGCCCGGUCCUACGUGUUUCUGCCCCUGUCUCGGGACGAGCUAAAUUAUCUAUCAAAGAUGCCCGCCCCUCUAAUUCUAAUCUCAAUUCAAUUUCUAAUUCUAACUCUAACUCUAAAUUAACACUUGAUCACACCACCAACCCAAUGUCCAUUACUAACACAACUACCAAUUCUAUAUCUCAUCCAACUAUCAACUCUAUAUCGCAGCCCAACCCAGCACCUAACUCUACUCCUAAAACUGAUUCAACUAAUGUCGAGGAAGAGCCUUCCGCCACUACCAACCCACCUAUUGCCAAUUCAAGUGCUAGUACCGGCUUGGGUUCUAAUACGGAAGAGAACGACGGCCCUAAUGGGCGCAAGUAUCUUCUGAAAAAGGCCUUUAAAACCCUAUCUUGUAAGACGAUCGGCGCGCCGGCCAACCGAUACAUCCAUUAG